UGCAAUUCAUUAUAUGUGUGCACAAACGUGCUGCCUUAGUGCAAAGUCAGUGCUCCAGUUUGGCAACUCCAGUCAAAGAAGUAUGCCUGCACCCCUGGACACAUCUGAUGUAAUCUGAAACUGCUGUGGAUCCGAUAGAGACAGGUGGACGUGGUGAGAUAGAAACAAAAAGAAAGAUGGCCGAGGCCCCGAAGAUUGAACUCUUUGUGAAGGCCAGUGUUGAUGCUGAAGGUGUGGGGAACUGUCCCUUCUGUCAGAGGAUCUUUAUGAUUAUUUGGUUAAAAGGGGUCAACUUCCAAAUCACCACAGUGGACAUGAUAAGGGACCCUCCUACACUGAAGGCUUUGGCCCCUGGCUCUCAGCCUCCCUUCCUCCGCUACAACGAUGAGGUUAUAACAGACACAAACAAGAUUGAGGAGUUCCUGGAGAAGACCUUAGCCCCACCACAGUGUCCAAAAUUGUGCUGUCGAUACAAAGAGUCCAACGGGGCUGGAGAGGACAUCUUUCGGACAUUCUCUGCAUACAUAAAAAACCCCAGUCCUGAGUUGAAUGACAUACGAGAGAAGAAAUUUCUUACCACUCUGGUGAAGCUGAACCAUUAUCUUGAGACGCCCCUGCCUCAUGAGUUGGACCAGAACCCGAAUGCCACUGUGUCCUCACGCCUCUACUUGGACAGUGAGAGCUUCACUUUGGCAGACUGCAACCUGCUUCCCAAACUCAACAUUGUCAAGGUGGUGUGUAAGCAUUAUCGUGACUUUGACAUCCCUGCACAGCUGAAAGGUCUCACACGUUACCUGGAGAAUGCUUACAAAGAAGAUCAGUUCCGUUACACCUGCCCACCAGAGUCAGAGAUCAUUGUUGCUUACCAGUCAGUGGCAGUGUACCUGAACCAACAAAAAGGCCAAUCAAAUAGGAGACACUGAGACCUACAGAGAAAAGGGGACAAGAUGUUUAAAAACUGUACAUGAUUUGUUUUAUUGUAUGAAAAGUACAAUUCUGAAAAAAAAACCUGCAAUGAAAUGUCCUCCAUGAAUUAGGUUCUAAUAUUUGACAACUAAAAUCUGUAUCUGUAAACACUGUAUAUACUGUAAUGUGUGCACAAGUUGAUAAUUUGGAUUUAUUAUAAAGCCCCGACGAGAGAGAGAGGAAGCACUGUAAAUCCAAGAGAUUAUAUAUGUUCUGUCAUAUUGUGCAUGCAUGUGUUGUGUCAAAGCAUUACGUAAUGUUGAUUGCAAUUACUUUAAAUUUUAAAACAAAUACUAUUCAGAGUAGAAAACUACAAGAGAAAACAUUAAACAAAUGGUCUUGACUGCAGAUAAGGAGAGUGGACUGUUAAUAACUA
Messenger RNA from Notolabrus celidotus (New Zealand spotty), 1342 nucleotides. RefSeq names its product chloride intracellular channel 3 (gene clic3). The transcript is spliced from 7 exons. The record is from RefSeq and is a predicted model, not a curated record. Lineage: Eukaryota; Metazoa; Chordata; Actinopteri; Labriformes; Labridae. The coding region runs from base 177 to 923 and encodes 248 amino acids.